Molecule: messenger RNA, 492 nt
Organism: Drosophila takahashii
Lineage: Eukaryota; Metazoa; Arthropoda; Insecta; Diptera; Drosophilidae
Source: RefSeq, a predicted model, not a curated record
AUGGCGGACUUGCCAGCUGUUCGGGUACGUCAAGCAUAUCCAUUUGAAAAUACUGGAUGCGACUAUGCCGGACCGCUUCUGCUCAAGGUGCACAAGGGAAGGAAUCCACGAAAGGAAAAAGGAUACAUCUGCUUAUUUGUCUGCCUAGUGACCUCCGCAAUUCAUUUGGAGUUGGCUACAGAUCUCAGCACGGAGACAUUUCUCGCUGCACUUCGUCGUUUUAUCUCCCGUCGAGGCAAGUGUACCCACAUCUUCAGCGACAACGGUCGCAACUUUGUGGGAGCUAAGAAGGUGUUAGACGACAUGUAUAAGCUCAUCGUGUCACAGCAGCAUAACACUCAAGUAACUCAAUCGUUGGCCAGCGGGGGUAUCAAAUGGAGUUUCAUACCACCGCACGAGUUACCAGUCGUAGGUCGAACAUUUUCGAACUAUUCGACCGAUAUCCACUCGGCACCUCAGGCUACCUACAAAUCAAGUGCACUGAACGAAUAG